AUGUUUCUGCGGCAAAUAUUCUCUUUUCGUCCUCUCAGUGACUUGGCUCUCAAUGUAUGUUCGGGACUGGUCAAAUUCCGACCUUUAGCAGAAGUAAUGCAGAAGCAUUAUGAUGUCGUUUUAAUAGAAAACUUUAACAGCGACUGCGCGUUAGGUCUACUGCAUAUUUACAAGAUCAAGGCGCCUGUGAUUUCUUUGCUAUCGUGUCCAAUGAUGCAUUGGUCUGCCAGUCGCAUCGGCUUGACGGACAACCCGUCAUUUGUGCCGACGAUAACAUCACAGACUAGCUCAAUAGGUUCAUUCCUUGAAAGGCUGGAGAACUCAGCAAUGUACAUGUAUUUUAAGCUGUGGUACAGAUACGCUGUGCAGGUGAAAGAACGAGCUAUCAUUGAGAAGAGAUUUCAAAGAAAGAUUCCUGAUUUAGACGUGCUUGCGAGGAAUAUAAGCAUGAUGCUGGUGAAUACUCAUCACAGUUUGAAUGGCGUUCGACCUCUUCUGCCAGGAGUUGUUGAAGUUGGCGGAAUGCAUUUGAAGGAUAAGAGAAGCAAGACUAUACCUCAUAGAUUGCGUCUGAUCAGGUAA
Helicoverpa zea (corn earworm) is the source of this 582-nucleotide messenger RNA. Its product is annotated as UDP-glucosyltransferase 2-like. The coding region runs from base 1 to 582 and encodes 193 amino acids. The record is from RefSeq and is a predicted model, not a curated record. NCBI's taxonomy places the organism in Eukaryota, Metazoa, Arthropoda, Insecta, Lepidoptera, Noctuidae. The transcript is spliced from 2 exons. Gene Ontology annotation, molecular function: UDP-glycosyltransferase activity.